Messenger RNA from Oncorhynchus kisutch (coho salmon), 1300 nucleotides. RefSeq names its product LysM, putative peptidoglycan-binding, domain containing 1 (gene lysmd1). NCBI's taxonomy places the organism in Eukaryota, Metazoa, Chordata, Actinopteri, Salmoniformes, Salmonidae. The transcript is spliced from 3 exons. The record is from RefSeq and is a predicted model, not a curated record. The coding region runs from base 237 to 923 and encodes 228 amino acids.
ACGGCAGCCAUGGAAACUGACAGCUGCCUGAAUAAAUCUUUAUGGUAAGUUUUUGUUGAGAAGCUAACUAGUCGAAGGGAUAAGGUAAACUAGCUACAUGCACUUUAACACGGUUAUUAGCUAGCACCUCCCUACAAUAACGAUUAUACGGGUUUUCUAGUUGUAUACUCGCAUGGUAGGCGAUUUAGCUAGCUGGCAAACUACUGCUAGUUAGCUUACCAGUUACAAGCUCCACCAUGUUCCACGGGGAACGGGCUCCUCUUUCAACCAGUGGAGACGGUCUAGUCCCCGUUAACCGCACGAGGUCAUACGGCAGUCUUGUACAAUCCAACCUUUCUCCGGUACGACAAAGACGAAUUGAACACCUAGUUCAACCAGGAGAGACGCUGCAAGGACUCGCGUUGAAAUAUGGAGUAUCUAUGGAACAAAUCAAAAGAGCAAAUAGACUGUACACGAAUGACUCGAUAUUCCUUAAGAAGUCUCUUUCUAUCCCUGUGCUGUCAGACUACAACAGUGAUGCUAAUAGUGGGGUAGAUGUGACUGAGGAGGACUCAGGCCAGGUACAGGACAGUACAAGUAAAGAAGGCUCUACUAAAAAUGGGAAGCCAGUGAACAACUCUGAAAAGACACAAGAAGGCAUAUCAGAACUUUCUCCAAUGAAUUUCUUAAAAAGGAUGGAUCGUAUGAUCAGCCAGUCCAAGCAAGCUGUGAAAAGAUGCCAAGAGGGAGAAAAACGAUUGACAUCUUUGGAAGCUUGUACCACCAGCAAGACAACAGACCGUCGAUUUACAAGGUCAAACAGUGCCACGGUCGUCACCUCUCCCAGAAUGCAUCAGCAAGCCAUACUUGGUGCAUUGCCCCUCACCAUCACCAAAUGCACCAAGAAACUGAGAGAAAGAGAGGAUGAGAUCUUUGAGUUGUGAUUUCAUUGCCUCUGUCAGGCAGAUCAUGGGACACAUGUACUAAUGCAUAAAUCAAAGGGAUUGGCCGCCAAGCUAAUCUGGCAAUACAGAUUUAGGAGAGUUCUUAUUUUCACUAACGAGUAACCUGCUGCUCUAUGGACUUGGUACUUGAAAGUUGGUUGUUAGCACUGUUGAUAUAAUUGUUUUGCUGGGAGGAUGAGUUUCAUUUUGACAAUACACUACUGGUCAAACGUUUUAGAACACCUACUCAUUCAAUGGUUUUCUUUAUUUUUACUAUUUUCUCCAUUUGUAGUGAAGACAUCAAAAUUAUGAAAUAAAACAUAUGGAAUCAUGUAGUAAACAAAUCAAAAUAUAUGAUAUAUUUUAGGUUCUUCAAA